Messenger RNA from Thelazia callipaeda (thelaziosis nematode), 741 nucleotides. The record is from the annotation of a GenBank genome assembly. NCBI's taxonomy places the organism in Eukaryota, Metazoa, Nematoda, Chromadorea, Rhabditida, Thelaziidae.
AUGCCAGGACUUUACGCAAUGGUUGGCGCUGCCGCCGUGCUUGGUGGAGUUACGAGAAUGACCGUGUCAUUGGUUGUGAUUAUGUUCGAACUGACAGGGAGUUUGGAAUUUAUCGUACCUACUAUGGUUGCUACCAUGUUUGCAAAGUGGAUUGGUGAUGCAUUUUAUAAGAUGGGUAUAUAUGAUGCUCACAUAGAUCUAAAUGGCUAUCCAUUUUUGGACAACAAGGGCGAAUAUCCAUAUUCUACUGUUGCUAUACAAGUAAUGAAGCCUGGACCUGAUGGUGGAACAUUGCGAGUGAUCACUCAGGAUACAAUGACAGUUGGUGAUAUCGAAGUUUUACUACGUGAAACUAGCUAUAAUGGUUUUCCAGUCGUUAUAAGUGAAGAAAAUUUGUAUUUAGUGGGGUUUUGUACGCGACGCGAUUUACAACUUGCUCUUCAUUCUGCUCGUAAAUCACAACCAUACAUUGUAACCAAUUCAGUCGUCUAUUUUUCUGCAAAUGUGCCAGAAGCAGUAAAUGGUGAUCCCGCACCUUUACGUUUACGCAAACUAAUAGAUUUGGCACCGAUGACUGUAACAGAUCAAACACCGAUGGAGACGGUAAUUGACAUGUUCCGCAAACUUGGAUUGAGGCAAGUGCUAGUGACACGAAAUGGUCGUCUUCUGGGAAUAAUCACCAAAAAGGAUAUCCUUCAUUUCAUGAAAAUCGGUGACGUCGUUGAAAACUAUUCUUUUUAA